Drosophila busckii is the source of this 1709-nucleotide messenger RNA. RefSeq names its product serine/threonine-protein phosphatase 2A regulatory subunit B'' subunit gamma. Bases 21 to 1331 code for a protein of 436 amino acids. The transcript is spliced from 3 exons. Gene Ontology annotation, cellular component: spindle; centrosome. Gene Ontology annotation, biological process: microtubule cytoskeleton organization; B cell homeostasis; T cell homeostasis. The record is from RefSeq and is a predicted model, not a curated record. Lineage: Eukaryota; Metazoa; Arthropoda; Insecta; Diptera; Drosophilidae.
AAUAAAACGUUUGAUUAACAAUGGAACUGGAUCCGGAACUUGUUGAGGCUUUUGCCAAUCUCAAAGUCUCCACGCGUGACAUAAGCGCUGAGGAAUUGGCCAAUUUCGACGAGCAUGCUCCACUGCGUGCGCGUGCGGAGCCAAAGCAUCCAUCAUUUGCACACAUACCAAAGUUUUUCACUCCACCGCCACCACCCGAUGACAAGUUGCGGCACUUGCUGCGCCGCGAGGCACACGCGCUGUUCCUGCAGCAAAAGUCCGACGAGCUCCUGAACAACGAGGAGCUCGUCGAGCUUUGGCAGCAGCUGGAGCUGCAUGUGUCGGGCACAACAGCAAAGCAACAGCAGCUCAUAGACUUUGAAAACUACUGCAAGCUGCAGUCGGUGAUUAGCGCAAAGAGUCGCAAGUAUCUCACAGCCGAACUCUUUGCACAAUUGCUGAGCAACUCGCCCUACUUGGGCUGCAUAGAAAUACUCUCAAUUUAUAACUAUACAAUGCGCAAGGGCUGGAUAACUCAAUGCCGCAUUGGACUGUCGUUCUAUGAUGAUGUGGGUCAGGGCUAUCUACGCGAAUUCGAUAUGGAGAACUAUAUAGCAGAUCUAAUACCCACACUCAAGCAGCUUGAGAACAAGUUGCAGCCAGCGUUUGAAAAAUUUUAUGUCUGCACAGUGGUGAAGAAGUUUUUCUUCUUUCUGGAUUACAAGCAUACGGGGCGUAUACGCAUACUGGAUAUGCUCGCCUCUGGCUACAUCGACGAGCUGCUCGAGCUGCGUGAGCUGCCCCAAUCAACGGACGAGCAGCUGCAGCUGAGCAACUGGUUCUCGCUGCCUUCCGUGCUGCAAGUCUAUGGCAGCUUUCUGACACUUGAUCUCGACCAGAACGGGCUGCUUAGCAAAGAGGAGUUGGCCGGCUUUGGCUCGGGCACGCUUACCUCAAGCUUUCUGGAGCGCGUGUUUGAGGAGUGCAUGACAUACGAUGGACAAAUGGAUUACAAGAGCUAUGUGGACUUUGUGCUGGCCUUGAGCAAUCGCAAGACCCCGCAGGCCAUACACUAUCUGUUUCGCAUACUGGACGUGGAGCACUUGGGCUAUCUGACAACACAGACGGUGCGCUACUUCUUCAAGGAUAUACAGGCGCAGCUGGCCGAGCCGAUCAACUUUGAUGACAUCAAUAAUGAGAUAUUCGACAUGGUAAAGCCCAAGGAUUCGUGCAAGAUUACGCAACAGGAUCUGCACAACUGCGGCCAGGCCGAGACUGUGGUAUCCAUAUUAAUUGAAUUCCAUAAAUUCUGGGCCUACGAGAACCGCGACGAGUAUCCGCAGAAUGCUUAAUGUCUGUGCCGUGCCACAUGCCACAGCGAUGCAGCGGCAAUAAUAUCAAGCGAACUUUAAUUAAAAUCCAGAGACAGAUGCAUUGCGUCAACACGAACAGGAAGCCGCACACGUUUUGCUCAAGUGCAGCGGCUCUUUUGAAUUUACAAAUUGUUUGUUGUGUGCAUUGAUUUAUUUAGUUGCUCUACUAAUUUGUGGUCGGUCAAAAUCUCCAGCACUUAUAUGUUGAUUUACUAAUGUAAUACAUUUAAUUUGCAUUUAACAAUUUUUUAGCAUAAGCGGGUACGUAAAGUGCGCCCCCAACUACUGAGAUUAUUAUAAUUUUAUGAUGGUCAGCACUCGGUCGCUCUCUCUUACUCGGGCAACGAGUUUAUAAAA